GUUCUUCAAACCAUCAUAUUCGACUUUUAGGUAAUGAAAAUGUGUGUUCGAUAUGUUUUGGCUUAUACGAAAUAUGAUGAAUGGAUAUUUAGCAAACUCACCCUAGUGUAACGCCACGUUAAUUGAGUCUGCUAAACCAUGAAAAAUUAAGAUAUGCUUUAAUGAUGUUUAACGGCAUUCAUGGCUUUUCUGGAUCGUAGUAAUGAUAUAAUCUUAAUGAAAUUGGCGUGAAAUACUUAAUUUGAAAGUAUUGAAUUCCACCACAAACUGGAUUCAGCUUUUUAAACGAUCAUUUAUACGCUAAUCGGCAUUACGAGGAAUAAGUUUGAAAAACUUCGUUCAAUUUUUACAGAACGGAAAUAUGCAAAUUUUUUAUGCAAGUGUAUUAACAACGCUUUUAAGGUUAAGCACUGCACUGGAGGACUAUUGUGAUCCGGAAUUGUGUUCGAAUACGGGAGGAAACACGCAUAUUGCUUGCAAAAACAACGGCAGUUUCCAUGAAAGAUGUCCUCCUGAUGCAAGAUUGGUCGAUUUGACGUUCUAUAUACCAUUAAUUUUAAAGGAGCACAAUGAAAGACGAAACAAAGUGGCUGCUGGAAAUGUAACGGAUUAUGCGAGCGCUAAGCGUAUGGCUGUAAUGCAGUGGGACAAGGAAUUGGCUGACGUUGCUACCUACAAUGUUAAAAAAUGCGAAUGCGAAUAUGAUGGAUGUCGAAAUGUCAGACGCUUCAAGUAUACCGGUCAAAAUAUUGUCAGUCAAGGUUACACCGGCAAAGAGAGUGCAUUCAGUAAUAAGGAAAUCAUUCAAGAUGCUAUCGAAAGUUGGUUUGAAGAAUAUGUUGCUAGUUCAAUGACUUACAUGAGAAAGUAUCCAAAUGAUUUUGAAAUAUAUAAAGAUUUUUCACACUUCGCACUCAUGGUUACCGAAGCGAGUCAUCAUGUGGGAUGUGCUGCGUCACGCUACAAGGAUAAGCAAUACAAUAACGUUUUAUUUACAUGCAAUUAUGCCUCAGCUACUUUACAGAAUCGUCCCAUCUACGCAGAGGGUCCAACUGCAUCGGCUUGCAUAAGUGGCAAAAAUGACACAUAUCCGGCAUUAUGCUCCAUCGCUGAAAUAUAUGAAUAAUUUGAUAUUAAUGUGAAGGAAAUGUAUGUAUGUCCUAUAUAUUUUUAAAUAUAUUAAGUGUUAUGGCUACAAUUAAAUUUAUUAGCCUUAAUUAA
This is a messenger RNA of Bactrocera oleae (olive fruit fly), 1221 nucleotides long. Its product is annotated as antigen 5 like allergen Cul n 1. Lineage: Eukaryota; Metazoa; Arthropoda; Insecta; Diptera; Tephritidae. The record is from RefSeq and is a predicted model, not a curated record.